AGGAGGUUGAGAAUUGUAAACAUAGGCCACAAAGGCUCUCCAUUCACAGUGCAUCUUCAUCCAAUCAUGGCGGCCAAACGAUUGAUGCCAGUCAACUUUGUGAACGCAGUUUUGCGCUCAUUCAUGAAGGAGUCAGGCCUGGAACCCAGACUACUUGGAGCUAGCAGUUUCCGUAUCAAAGAUGCUCAGAAAGGAAGAGUCGACUUCGAAUUGGAUAUCCAGAAAGACCAUACAAACCGAAUGAAGGCGAUCCAUGGCGGCACACUUGCCAGCAUGGUCGAUCUAGGUGGCUCUUUGGCAGUCGCUUCCAUGGGCCUGUACUCAACUGGUGUCUCGACAGAUCUCAAUGUCACUUAUCUCAGCAGUGGUGGCGUUGCUGGUGACAAGCUUACUGGCACAGCCACUUGUGACAAGAUCGGAAAGACACUGGCAUACACCACUGUCACGUUUAACAACGCCAAAGGAGAACUCGCUGCGCGAGGAAGCCACACCAAGUUUGUUGCAAAGGCAUGGCCUACGAAGCAGGGACUUUUCGAACUCCCCGAGGGUGUCUCCGAGCCUUCUGGGGAUGAUAAAUGAAAAGUAACAUAUUGCCCAAUGGUAAAUUGCCCCAGACUAGAUAUAUACACGGGUUCAAGUACAAAUGCAGCGGCCUUCUGCCCAAUUGGAUUCUCAAAACGCCAUCCAGAAAUGCGAAAGCAACAUGAUCAAAACCAAGGAGCUGAAUACACUAUUCAUUAUUACACCCGUGUUUCCCAGUUGUGCCUCGCGGCACUUCUAUCCAUGGGGUCGACCGUCCGAUACUAUGGUCCUCUCAUCAUCACUGACAUAUACAUGGUUCAUUGGUACAGUCGAUUGUCCCUCAUCGUGGCCAAAAACAGGGUCUGGAAUGGGAGAAAAGCCUACAUGGAAUGACUGUUUUGUCGUCCACAGUCCGUCCUUCUUCUUGGCUCCGAUGUUGACAAGAAUCCCGGAGACCAUGACAAAGAAAACCCAACUCAAGAUGUGAGCUGCAUACUUGAUUGACGGCCAGUUAGAAGCAGCCCUGAACGUUCCCUUUGCUGCGUCUGGGUCAGCAGGAGUCAUAUCAGGACCGAGCGUCCCCUCGAACCCAAUAAACGUGAAGCAACGCAGGAACAUGAUGACGGUUGCCAAAAGAUAACGUCCCGCGAUCUUCGUAUACUCUGGCCACUCCAGACACGCACGAUCUUGGCGGCAUAAGCGAUGGCCGGCAGCGUCGCGGCCCAGCGCAACACAUCGGCGGCCACGGUAGCGGUGGCGUAGGUUCUGAAGUUGUUCAUCCUCCAGUCCUCGUGAUACUCUUCCAUUUCUCUGAGCCAGGAUUCUACGUUUGCGAGGUAGAUGCCGGCGGAGACCAGCGCUGUGACCGUCACGGCCAGGGCGAUGGUGACCGAAAGGGAUCGCAGCACGGAUUGGUAGACGGUGAUGGUUCUGAGGCGCGCGUACAUGAAGCCGUGGCCCAGCUCGAAAAAUAUGAUGAGAAUGACAGCGUCGGCCAGACGAGAUAGGAGGUUCACGAGGCCCGAGAUUCUUGCUAUUCUCACGGCCGACGAGAGUGCAUUCGAGCUUGGGUCGUAGUACCUGUUGCGAUUACUCCACGACCGCCAAGGAUAGGGGCUAUGUUCGGGUCUAGUGAUAUAACCGUCCUGGACUUUGGUUGCUGAUUCGCUUAGAUAUAGAACAGCAAGUAAUACUUGGAGUGGUAAGAGUAUUUGCAUCCAGAUAGCAAACGAUUUCCUGGCCGGGUCAUGCCGACUAACAUGAUUAGCGACAUAAAUCCAAAGCAUGCAGAGAGCCGCUACCGAAAUGCUGGACACGGCGACAUUCCCUGCAUUGCCAGUUUCAUCCAGCCUAAUUAAUGUUGACGUCGACAUCGUUGGCGUGCUAGUGUGUCUUUCUUUUCGUAGAUAUGUUCUUGGCAGUUUCGUGAGAGCUACGAUAGAAUUAAAAGGGUGGUGGUCCCUGCGUGGUGUUUU
Messenger RNA from Pyricularia grisea, 1997 nucleotides. RefSeq lists its product as uncharacterized. NCBI's taxonomy places the organism in Eukaryota, Fungi, Ascomycota, Sordariomycetes, Magnaporthales, Pyriculariaceae. Gene Ontology annotation, molecular function: fatty acyl-CoA hydrolase activity. The record is from RefSeq and is a predicted model, not a curated record. Bases 67 to 579 code for a protein of 170 amino acids. The transcript is spliced from 10 exons.